GUGGAGGCAUCACCACAGGGCAUAGUGAGCAUGGACCCCUCGUCGUUCCUGGCCUCAGAUGACGGGACCCGAUACUCCCUCACUGCCACCCUGCCACCCGCCUCCACCAGGUUUGACUCGUAUGCUGUUAUUAGGAUAGACCGCGCCCCUCUGGAAGCCACUCUCUCGUGCGACACACCCUUCGCAGUGGUCAAGUUCUUCACGCAGCUCAGAGCCACGCCACGGGUCAGCCAGUCGCCCGUGACGUGCCGGGUGCUCUUCUCCAAGCGCGUCUCUUCCCUCUCCUCCGCAUCCCUCGCUGUCGUCAACGCCACCACCAGCGACCCCCAGCCUGUCACUGACCUUGAGUACCAAUUCCAGGUGUGGCCGACGGGCGAGGGGUCAGUGGUGGUGGACAUACGGCAUGACAAUGUCACUGAUGCUGCCGGCAACACGUGCCAGCCCACACAGCCCUUCUUCUUCUUCUUUGACACCACGGCACCGUCAGUGCAGCUGAGUGUGAGUGAGAGUAGCGCCACCACGGACUGGGUCUACCCCAUCCUCGUCGCCUUCUCAGAGCCCGUGCUGGGCUUUAACACCUCCUCCAUCCAGCUCUCCAAUGGAGUCAUUACAUGCUGGACAGGGGUUGACAAGGGUUUGGGGCGGUACUACGAGGUGACGGUGGCGGCAGUGAGCGAUGGCGAUGUGACAAUAGUGGUGCCGGCAGCAACUGUGGUGGACAUUGCAGGCAACCCCAACUCGCCCUCCAACACCCUCUCCCUCGCUCACUCACUCUCCCUCCCUCACUCACUGUGGGGUAGCACUCUCCCUCCCUCACUCACUGUGGGCACUCUCCCUCCCUCACUCACUGUGGGGUCGCACUCUCCUUCCCUCACUCACUGUGGGGUAGCACUCUCCCUCCCUCACUCACUGUGGGGUAUCACUCUCCCUCCCUCACUCACUCACUCUCCUUCCCUCACUCACUAUGGGGUAGCACUCUCCCUCCCUCACUCACUGUGGGGUAGCAAUCUCCCUCCCUCACUCACUCAUUCUCCCUCCCUCACUCACUGUGGGGUAGCACUCUCCCUCCCUCACUCACUGUGGGGUAACACUCUCCCUCCCUCACUCACUGUGGGCACUCUCCCUCCCUCACUCACUGUGGGGUAUCACUCUCCCUCCCUCACUCACUGUGGGGUAGCACUCUCCCUCCCUCACUCACGGUGGGGUAGCACUCUCCCUCCCUCACUCACUCAAUCUCCCUCCCUCACUCACUGUGGGGUAGCACUCUCCCUCCCUCACUCACUGUGGGGUAGCACUCUCCCUCCCUCACUCACUCACUCUCCCUCCCUCACUCACUGUGGGGUAGCACUCUCCCUCCCUCACUCACUGUGGGGUAGCACUCUCCUUCCUUUACUCACUUACUCUCCUUCCCUCACUCACUGUGGGGUAGCACUCUCCCUCCCUCACUCACUGUGGGGUAACACUCUCCCUCCCUCACUCACUGUGGGGUCGCACUCUCCCUCCCUCACUCACUGUGGGGUAGCACUCUCCCUCCCUCACUCACUGUGGGGUAGCACUCUCCCUCCCUCACUCACUGUGGGGAUAGCACACCGCUGCUCUCUCCCCGUCCCAAUGCACCGCCCUUGUGGGACGGCUCUCCCUUCUCCUUCCCCUCUCUCCUCUCUCUCCCAUACAGACGCGCCAGGAGAUGCGGGCGCGAUAACGGCGUGGGUGGUGACGGCAGUGGUGGGGUGGACGGCGCUGUCCACAGCAGCGGUGUCGCUGGCCGUCACCAUCAAGGAGUCCGACCCCACGUCCUCGCCGGGCAUCCGCAUCGUCUCCAACCGCCCCUUCCGUGCCGUCAGCACGCCCGUCGUGGGCGCGGAUCCCUCUCGAAACGUUCUCCGCAUGGCUCUGCACCUGCAAGUGUUCGCACUGACGCAGCACCUGGCAGUGCGCGUGCUGCCGCUGUUCUACCGCCAGCUCACAGGCGGGCUGCGCUGGACCUACUUCUACAUCCCCGCGCCCUUCAAGGGCUCCUUUGAUGGCUGGAAGGGCGUCUACUCCUCUCCCACUGACGCCCCCGGCCAGGACAGCAGCACCCCCCCGCCCUCCUGUGCUCCGCACUAUCUCGCCACCAAGACGGACAGCUCUGCAUCCUCCUCCUCCAACCCCCCUCAACCACGAUCAACUCCUCUGUUCUGCCUGCUGUCCCAUUCACGGCAACUAACCAAGUCACAUGUGCACAUGCAGCAUGCCAUGUCGCAUCCAAGCCUGACGCACGGUCGCAGUUUGGGGUCGUCUCGAGCCCUCCCCUUCCACCCAAUCCCCUUCUCGCCCCCACCCACCUUCCACCUACGAGGCAUGCCCUUGACCGCCCCCUCUCUCCCCUCCUCCUUCCCCUCCUCCCUUCACUCCGCCUUCCCAUAUACUCUCUUCCCAUUGUCCCUAUCGUCUCGUGCGCCCUCCCACUAUCAUCGCAUGCUUCAAGAAACUACCGCCAGCACCACCAGCAACAGCAGCGCAAGCGGUUACAGUGGCUUCAAUGCGACUGCUCUUAUAGCCCUGGCAGUUGCAGGGGGUGGGACAGGGGGAGACGCAGCAGCAGCAAUAGCAGUAGCGAGGGGGUUCGACCCCACGCUGCUGCCGCGGCUGAGCGAGGAGGAGUAUGAGUACAUGCAGGCGUGGGGCAAUGCUUACUACUCGCACUUCCCCAACCUCUUCUACUCCUACCAUGGCUUUGAGCAGUUCUGCACGGUGCUAUUCUGGUUCGCACUCUUCUUCUUCGCCCUCUCGCUGCUGCAGCUGCUCUUCCAGUGGGCGUGGCAGCACUGGCGCUACCAGUGGCUCUACGGCCUCCUCGACCCGCCGCGCCUGCAGUUCCUCCUGCUCGCGCUCUCCCUGGCGGGCAUCUCCUGGGGCUGCACGCUGCUCAUCAGGGGCAGCAUGGAGCCGGGCGGCACGGCGGCAGGGCUGGCAACGGGGGUCAUCGUGCUGUGCCUCUGGCCCGUGCUGUUUCUCAUCUUCUCCUUCUCAGUCGUCUGGUACAUCGUUGUUCAGGAGCAAUUCGCGCGCUUCUUCGUGCGCGAGAUGACGGAGCCGCGCAACGAGGCGUGCAUCGCAUCGUUCGCGCGCGCCUUCUGGGCCGCGCUGCGCCAGAAGCGACUCAAAGGCCACUGGGUCACCAUCACGCCCUCCCAGAAACACAUCCUUCCGAGAUUCGGAAUAUUCUUUGAAGACUUCACAGUGUGGGGAUCUGUGGGCGCCUGGGGGGUGCUCAAAGACCGGCUGAGGGCUGCCUAUGGCACUCUGGACUUUCUUAAAAUGGUGCUGGUGGGAGCGCUGGUGGGAGCAUGGAGCCCGGCAGGCAAUGCUGUGGCGCAGCAGGCAUGCCUGCUCACCCUCGCACUGCUGCAUCUGCUCUUCCUGCUCUUCCUUCAGCCGUUCACAGAGCGAGGCCUACAGGUGGUGGAGGCGGUGAGCUCGGGCGCGGAGGUGGUGCUGUUCGCAUGUGCACUGGCCAUGGCCAUCGACUGGGACAUGCCUUCCAGCUUCGCUGGCACUCUCGGGCUCGUCAUGGCACUCGCGGUCGGCCUCGCCUUCAUCGGCCAGCUCUUCAACCACUGGGUGGCACUAGGCCAACAAAUCAACCGCAUGCUCAACCCACCUGACGACGAGAGAAGCCCGUCUCACCGAUCGGACGGGGACGAUUUCUCGGAUAACGACGACGAUGACCUGGACGACGACGACAAUGACGAGGAUUUCGAUGACGAGGAUGACGGGAACGGUGACGACGACGAGGAUGAUGAUGACGACGAUGAUUACGAUGAUGAUGAGGAGGAUGAUGACGAGGGGGAUACAAGCAUGGAUGAAGCGGAAAGAAUACGGCAACAGCAACAACAGCAACAGCAGCAGUAG
Messenger RNA from Closterium sp. NIES-65, 3897 nucleotides. The record is from the annotation of a GenBank genome assembly. Lineage: Eukaryota; Viridiplantae; Streptophyta; Zygnematophyceae; Desmidiales; Closteriaceae.